CCUAUCAUUUGCCCGAACAAUAACAACAGCCUUUACGCCCAAGAUCAAACCCAUAACUAAACCAUUUCCUAUUCUUCAAUUGGACUCAUAUUACCAAACCAACGGUAAUGCAAGUGUUUACUCCUAUAACAGAACCAUUGAUAAUCUACUCAAAUCUGGGUCUCUGGACAAUGCUCUCAAACUGUUCGAAGAAAUGCCUGUACGAGAUGUUAUCACGUGGAAUAUACUAAUCUCUGGGUAUGGUAAUAAUGGGUUUCCAAGACAAGCUUUAAAUGCUUAUUUUGGGAUGGUUUCUCAAGGAAUCAGGGAAAGUUCGUCGACUUUUUCAUCUUUGUUGAGUCUAUGUAGCGAUGCAGGGUUUUAUAGAGAAGGGCUUCAAGUCCACUGUAGAAUCGUUAUUCUUGGGUUCAAUAUGAACAUUUACGUUGGGAGUGCACUUGUUGAUCUUUAUAUGCAAAUGGGUGAUAGUGAUACUGCUCUAAAAUUGUUUUAUGACUUGCCAGAGAGAAAUUUAGCUAUAUGGAAUUUGAUUUUACGUGGAUUCUGUGAACUGGGUCAACCACAUGAGUUGUUAAGGUUGUACGUUAAUUUGAAAUUGGAGGCUGUUGAACCCAAUGGGCUGACAUUUUGCUAUUUGAUUCGUGGGUGUGGCGGUAAGAAGUUUCUUGAUGAAGGAAAGCAGCUGCAUUGUUAUGUGAUUAAGAGUGGAUGGUUAGCAUCAAAUUUGUUCGUAGCCAAUGCCUUGGUUGACUUUUACUCAGCUUGUGGGAGUGCCGUUUAUGCUAUGAAAUCAUUUGAAGUGAUUCCACCAGAGGAUGUUAUAUCAUGGAACUCAAUUAUCUCUCUUUAUGCUGCUAAUGGGUUUUGGCUUGAUGCUCUUGAAGUCUUCCGAAAGAUGCAUAUUUGGAACAAGAAACCUUCAGCUCGAUCAUUUUUGGGAUUUUUGAGUUUAUCAAGUGAGAGGAAGAAUCUACUGCUUGGGAAACAAAUUCAUGAUUGUGUUUUGAAAUUGGGUUUUGAUCAUCAAAGCAUCCAUGUUCAGUCUGCUCUCAUUGACAUGUAUGGGAAAUGCGGUGACAUUGAGAGUUCAGUGUCUACAUUUGAAAGUGUUCCCGAGAGAACUCUUGAAUGUUGUAACUCACUAAUGACAUCUUUUUUGCAUUGCGGUGUAAUUGAGGAUGUGGUUGAGAUGUUUGGAUUGAUGGUAGAUGAAGCCAUUGGAUUUGAUGAAGUCAGUCUGUCCUCGACACUCAAAGCAUUAUCGAUAUCAGCUUCCACAAGCUUGGCUAGCUGCACAUUGCUGCACUGUUGCUCAAUAAAAUCUGGUUUUGAAUCUGAUUUCGCGGUUUCAUGUUCUUUGAUCGAUGCAUAUUCAAGGUCUGGACAUGUUGAUCUUUCUCUCCAGGUUUUUGAAAAUCUUCCUUCUCUUAAUGUCAUCUGUUUCACAUCAAUCAUGAACGCAUAUGCUCGAAAUGGAAUGGGAAUGGAAAGCAUUGAAAUGUUUGAAUUAAUGAUCCAAAAGGGUCUGAAACCUGAUGAAGUGACAUUAUUGUGUGUGUUAAUGGGGUGUAACCAUUCAGGCAUGGUCAAGGAAGGAAGACUGUUGUUCGACUCCAUGAAAAGUUGUCAUGGAAUUGACCCAGACAGGCGACACUACUCAUGUAUGGUGGAUCUUCUUGGCCGUGCAGGAUUACUAGAUGAAGCGGAAGAGUUGCUAAUGCAAUCACCAUCAAAAGGUGAUUCUGUGACAUGGAGUUCUCUGUUGCACAGUUGCAGGGUUCAUCAAAAUGAAGGAGUGGGAAAGAGAGCUGCAGAGAUGUUGAUGAUACUUGAACCAGAGCAUCAUGCUGCUUGGUUGCAAGCUUCAAACUUUUAUUCAGAAAUUGGAGAAUUCGAAAUCUCUUCUCAGAUUAAAGAGGUUGCGGUGGCAAGAAAGUUGAGAAGGGAGAUUGGUUGUAGUUUGAUUGAGUUGAAUGGUUUCCCUUAAUAUUUACACUAUCACUGGAAUGUGAGCCCUCUUCCAGAGGACUUUCGUGACGCAGAAACAGGACAAUCAGUGUUGUUACUACGGGCAAUAACCAACAGGAAUGUCUGUCUUUCGGGUUUUCUGGUAUAGGGAAGAUCUGGCUCUGUUCAGCAUGGCGAUACCAAAAUGUAAAGAUGAAGAUGUUUCAAAGCCAGCAUAUCAAAACCAGUUCCUCAAAAACAACGACUUUGAGAAGAAGGAUGGCACACCUGAGACUUAAUGCACCUCUGCCACUGGUUUUGAGAACUGGAUCAAAUUCGGGCGUAACAACAAUGUGUAAUACACCUAAAGUUUCAUUUGAAGGAGAUUGAGGGCUUCAAAGCAAUCUCUUGCAAUCAUAUAUCUGCACAAGUAGAGUUUCAUAUCUUGAUCAGACAGCGCCGGUGGGGCUGGUGAAUAAUCUGGGACUGUAUCAGUGUUGCUUACGAUAGAUUUAGAUGUAAGGUUAGACAAAACAACAAAGAACAAAUCCAAAUGUAGAUGCC
Ilex paraguariensis (yerba mate) is the source of this 2511-nucleotide messenger RNA. The record is from the annotation of a GenBank genome assembly. NCBI's taxonomy places the organism in Eukaryota, Viridiplantae, Streptophyta, Magnoliopsida, Aquifoliales, Aquifoliaceae.